Lachnellula hyalina is the source of this 2091-nucleotide messenger RNA. It is a transcript of the gene ZBTB7A, whose product is annotated as Zinc finger and BTB domain-containing protein 7A. The record is from RefSeq and is a predicted model, not a curated record. The transcript has 2 exons. NCBI's taxonomy places the organism in Eukaryota, Fungi, Ascomycota, Leotiomycetes, Helotiales, Lachnaceae. The coding region runs from base 1 to 2091 and encodes 696 amino acids.
AUGGCUUCGGAGCAGGGAGGAUUGUCUACCGCAGUCCCCGCCCUCAGUGCGACUCGACCAGAAUCCGCCACCAUCGCGGCGGUUUCCUCAACCAUCACCCCGCCAGAUCACGAUUUGACGCGGUCAAAGUCUCUAAAACGAAAUCGUCCUGAUCAAUCGCAGAAUCCCACGGCUUUGUCCUCGAUUACGAACAUUGGACUAAGCACUUCCCCGUCACCGAAGUCGCCACGGUACAAGGGCGCGUUCUCCCCAAUGCAGCUCACUGGGGCCGCGGCAUUAGAAGACCAGCGACGACAGCAAGAGAAUCAAAAGAAUCAACAGCCUGAGAUGAGCGUGAACCCCGGACACAAGGCUUUAUCUUCGCUCAUGGCAGGAGGUGGGGCCGAGAUGAGCAAACCGCAAGAAGUUCCAGCUGCCAUAAACAGCAUGAGCGAGGGAAUGUCGGCAGCUGCGAAUGCAGUGCUUAUACCCAGUCCGAUGCAGUUUGAUGAAAAGUCAGAAAUAAGCCCAGCUAGUAUUACAAGCCUUGCGAGUUUGGGCACCACGGCGCCAACCGCGACAGCAGGCUCAACGGUCGUUGCAAGCCCAGCUUCGCUGACAAGUGCCAUUGAGGCAGAGAACCGGGACAUCAGAGUUAGUAAUAGCAACCAUCUGCAAGCUCCGCCAGAUGAGCAAUCUUCGAACAAAGCGAUGUCCUAUCCUGUCCUUGGUCAACAAACCCUUUCUCGGGCUCCUCCACGUGGAAUGAGUCUCCCAAUGCCCGGUCAAACUCAACAAUUAGCGCCAAGAUCACCCUCACAGAAGAAACAUAAAUGUCCUUACUGCGAGACCGAAUUCACGCGUCAUCACAAUCUAAAGAGCCAUCUUUUGACGCAUAGCCAAGAGAAACCGUAUGUCUGCCAGACGUGUAGUAUGAGAUUCCGAAGAUUGCACGAUCUGAAACGUCACAUGAAAUUACAUACUGGCGAGCGUCCUCAUAUUUGUCCAAAGUGUGACCGUAAAUUCGCUAGAGGUGAUGCUUUAGCGCGUCACAGUAAAGGACAAGGCGGUUGUGCUGGCAGAAGAGCUAGUAUGGGAAGCUUUGGUGGAGAUGACGACUAUGAAGGCUCCAAUGGAGACGGGGACGAAAGUGCUAUGGAUGGAGUGAUGUAUACGAAUGGAACUACACAGCCGAAUGAGUCUGAAAUGACUGAAGAGGAACGCCGAACAUUCAGCCUCCCUAGCAUUAAAGCACAGCAUGUUCGGUCAAAUCAGGGUAGUGGUGACAAUUACCCUGCACACCCACGAACACCAAGCACGUAUCCUCCAGGUCCCAGGCAAGGUCAGUCUACAGGAGGCUUAUAUCCACCAAAUGCAGAUAGAGGAGGACCUUCUAGCUCCGGCACUUCCCCUCGAAUGCAAAACAGCGGUCAUGACAACCAUGCUCCAAGUGGGAGUCUUUCUUCGCUGCCUCUGAACACAACAGGAAGCUCGAUAUUUUCACCAAGUAGCAUUACUGAAAGCCCCAAGCCUCUAAGCCCAUCUGGCAUGCAUUCGCAUCAGCUUGGCCACGAUCCAUCGAUCGGCAGGCAAAGGUCACCGAGUCUGACUACACAAUUUCAACAGCAACAUUUCGGGCGUCGACCGUCGGGUAGGGGAUCUCCUCCAGGCGUAUCACUUCCAUCUCCACAUACCUCGCAUGUUCCGAAACUACCUGCACUUGCGAGUUUGGCACCUCCGGACCAGAGAUAUACGCUGUCAAGUCAGACGCCAAAUCAGCAGACUUCUCCUAACGGAACCCACGGUGCUUCACAAGGCUACGUCCGAGGGGCUCCUGGCGGACCUCCUAGUGUUCAAGGGAGCGGAAGUGGCGAUAGCAGUGCCAACCUCUUUGCCGCAGGUGAUACACGAUUAUUAGCCUACGUCCAGUCACUGGAAGACAGGGUCAAACAAUUGUCGGAAAAAAUCCAGGUCAUGGAGAGCAAAGACAGGAGUCAGGAAGAUAAGAUCAACCGGCUUUCCGAAGAGCUCUUCUCCCUUAGGAACCAAUUCACCAGUCCCCCGCACCAACCACCCGCGGGGCAGGUUCCUCAUAACAUUAAUAUUUCAUAG